Gambusia affinis (western mosquitofish) is the source of this 1199-nucleotide messenger RNA. Its product is annotated as P2Y purinoceptor 1-like. Bases 55 to 1056 code for a protein of 333 amino acids. NCBI's taxonomy places the organism in Eukaryota, Metazoa, Chordata, Actinopteri, Cyprinodontiformes, Poeciliidae. The record is from RefSeq and is a predicted model, not a curated record. Gene Ontology annotation, cellular component: membrane. The transcript has 2 exons. Gene Ontology annotation, biological process: G protein-coupled receptor signaling pathway. Gene Ontology annotation, molecular function: neuropeptide receptor activity.
UUGAGCAGCACCUCAGAGGAGAAAGGCAGAACCGACUUUCUUCUGGAAGACAAAAUGAAUACAACCAACUGCGUAACCAGACAUAAGGACUUAUUUGAACAUAAAAUUCUGUCUGCUCUUUACAUUUUUGUAUUUGUUGUCGGACUGCUGCUGAAUGUCUGGGGAAUUAAAUCUUUGCUGCACAACUGGAAGAAACUUCGGAUUAUUAACAUUCUUGUUCUUAACCUUGGACUAGCAGACAUGUUGUAUCUGCUGACUCUCCCCUUUCUGAUUGUGUACUAUCUCAACGAAAGCAAAUGGAUCUUUGGAGAACCUUUCUGCAAGAUGACAAGAUUCUGUUUUAAACUGAAUUUAUACGGCAGCAUCGGAUUCCUCACCUGUAUAAGUGCGUACCGAUACCUGGGCAUUGUCCAUCCAAUGAGAGUAAAGGGGAGGCUGACUUCAACUCACUCUGUAGUCAUCUCAGUCCUGGUGUGGAUUUCUGUAAGUGCUCAAAGUAUUCCAGACAUGAUGUUCCCCAAACAUUCAGAGAACAUGACUGGACAAUGUUAUGAUACAACUGAUUUGAAAAAUGUGGAGAAAUACCUGCACUACAGCCUCAGCUGGACGUUCAUUGGGUUCUUUAUCCCGUUCGUCGUCACCGUGGGCUGCUAUGGACACGUGACUCUUGUUGUCUGCCGCUCAAAAACGGUGAAGAAGAAUCGGAAACAACAAAUCUUAAAACUGAUGGUUUUAUUGCUUCUUCUCUUCUCACUUUGUUAUGCGCCCUACCAUGUUUUCAGGAACCUCAACCUGUAUUCCAGAGUUCAGUUUACCAGGGAGAUUUGCCCCACGUGGAAUUCUGAAGUUUUCAUUGCACAUCAGGCAAGUCGCGGUCUCGUGAGCCUGAACAGUGCUCUGAACCCCCUGGUUUACUUAAAUGUAAAUAAGGAUAUGAGUCUUCAGAUGAAGCAGCUGUUGUAUCAAGGUUCACAGCCUUUCAGACGUUUGCUCAAGUCCAGAUCCAGUACUUCGCCGGUGUCACAGAGUGAGGAAGAAGCUGCCAGUUCUUUUUAAGAGAAGGACCGGGAACCAGUGACUCCAGUGCGCGGCCUCCUGUCCUGUACGGAGACGCCAUCACAGUUUGGCGCAACGUGAGCCAUCCUCUCCUUCCAAACAGACUCCAGGACCUGUCAUGGAUGGUGGCUCAUGGAAUCCUC